AGGGGCGGGGCACUUCAGGCCACACCUCCUUCAGGUUCUAAUCGGAGGGCGGAGGCGUGGCCAGGGAGAUUUGUGCUCCUGGUGGGUCCAGCCUGCGAAAGGCCUCUGGGUGUGUGGUCCUCGUUGGCGGGGAAAAUUGCGGGAGGGACUUCAUGUGCUACUCAGAGUGGAGGCUACCAUGAUAAUAAGGGAAAGAAGGACCUGGAGAUGGGAUGCAGAGUUCCAGGACUCCUGCGCGCCCCAGAUCUCACCCGGGAAAGACGGAGCCCCCUCAGAUGAGCUCCAAGGCCCGCCCUGCCUCUAACUGGGCGUGCUUCCUCGGAGCGCGGGGCUGUGCCUCUUGCCAGGCUCGGAGUUGCAAGGCGUCCCCUCUGGUCUGCCGCAGGAUGGACCUCUCCGCCGCAGGAUGGACCUCUCCGCCGCGCUCUGGUGCCCCCUGGGGCUGCUGCUGACCCUCGCCCUGAACCCGGCCUUGGGCGCUCACACGCACAGGGACUACUGCGUGCUGGGUGCGGGCCCCGCUGGGCUGCAGGUGGCUGCCUUCCUGCACCACGCCGGCCGGGACUACGAGAUGUUCGAGCGCGCUCCUGCACCCGGCAGCUUCUUCACGCGCUACCCACGGCACCGCAAGCUUAUCAGCAUCAACAAGCGGUACACGGGCAAGAACAACGUGGAGUUCAACCUCCGCCACGACUGGAACUCUCUGCUCAGCCACGACCCCCGGCUGCUCUUCAGACACUACUCCGGAGCCUACUUCCCCGAUGCCGGUGACAUGGUGCGCUACCUGCGCGAUUUCGCAGACAGACUGGGGCUCCACGUGCAGUACAACACAAAUAUCGUCCAUGUCACUCUGGAGAAGGACCGGCGGGCCUGGAAUGGCCACUACUUCAUCCUGACCGAUCAGAAGGGCCAGAUGUACCAAUGCAGUGUCCUCCUUGUAGCCACAGGUCUGUCAGUCCCCAACCAGGUGGACUUCCCAGGCUCCGAGUAUGCAGAGGGUUAUGAGUCUGUGUCUGUGGACCCUGAGGACUUUGUGGGUCAGAAUGUGCUGAUCCUGGGUCGGGGGAACUCGGCCUUUGAGACGGCGGAGAACAUCUUGGGUGUCACAAACUUUAUCCACAUGCUGAGCCGCUCCCGGGUGCGGCUGUCCUGGGCCACCCACUACGUUGGAGACCUCAGAGCCAUCAACAAUGGCCUGCUAGACACCUACCAGCUGAAGUCCCUGGACGGACUUCUUGAGUCGGACCUGAGAGAUCUGGCCAUCGUGAAGGAUGCCGAGGGCAAGUUCCACAUCACCCUGGGGUUCUUCCUGGAGAUGACCAAUGCUAGUCAGAGUGCCACCUCCAUCCCCCUGCCUCAGGAUGACAACGACAACUUUGCCAUGCGUGUGGCCUACGACCGGGUCAUCCGCUGCCUGGGCUGGAAGUUCGACUUCUCCAUUUUCAACCAGUCCCUGCGACUCUCCUCUGGGAGUGAGUUCAGCAAGAAGUACCCACUGAUCAAAGCGAGCUAUGAAUCCAAAGGAAGCCGGGGUCUCUUUAUCCUGGGUACUGCCAGCCACUCAGUGGACUACCGGAAAUCAGCAGGGGGCUUCAUCCAUGGCUUCCGGUACACAGUGCGUGCUGUACACCGGCUCCUGGAGCACCGCCACCAUGGCAUCCCCUGGCCCUGCACCAGGCACCCCAUCACUCAGCUGACCAACUCCAUCGUCCAGCGUGUGAACGAGGCUUCUGGGCUCUACCAGAUGUUCGGGGUGCUGGCUGAUGUCAUCCUGCUGAAGGAGAACGCCUCGGCCUUUGAGUACCUGGAGGAGUUCCCCAUGCAGAUGCUGGCCCAGCUGGAGACCCUCACAGGAAGGACGGCCAAGCACGGGCUGUUCGUCAUCAACAUGGAGUAUGGCAAAAACUUCUCAGGGCCUGACAAGGACGUCUUCUUUCACCACCGGUCCGUGGGGCAUACGGAAGACGCGUGGCAGUCUAACUUCCUCCACCCUGUCAUCUACUACUACAGGCACCUCCCUACCGAGCAGGAGGUGAGGUUCCGCCCUGCACACUGGCCCCUGCCGAGGCCCACAGCCAUCCACCACAUCGUGGAAGAUUUCCUGACAGACUGGACUGCCCCGGUGGGGCACAUCCUCCCGCUGAGGCGCUUCCUGGAAAACUGUCUGGACACGGAUCUGCGAAGUUUCUAUGCAGAAUCUUGUUUCCUGUUUGCCCUCACGCGCCAGAAGCUGCCCCCCUUUUGCCAGCAGGGGUACCUGCAAAUGAAGGGGCUUGUGUACACCGAGAGCCUUCGGCAGCACGGUGUGGAAAGUGGGCUUCUGCGGGACUAUGCCACCGUGGGCCAGGCCCUGAAGGACAGCAGUCGGCAGCCUGGUGAUCACCAGCCAAUGGAUCACCCCUUGGCUACAGGGCAUCUGAUUCAGUCCCUUGACAGUAACAAAGAGGAGCUCUGACUGUCCUCUCCUAAGCUGUGGGCAGAGUGGCUGGUUUCUCCCUUUGGCCUGGUCAGGCCUCCUGUUUCGCCACAGCCUCACACUCCUACAGACAUGUGACCGCCAGAGACCACGCAGGUCCUCCCCAUGGCUGCACCAAAGCAAUCUUCAGGGCAUAGAAG
Fukomys damarensis (Damara mole-rat) is the source of this 2616-nucleotide messenger RNA. RefSeq names its product FAD dependent oxidoreductase domain containing 2 (gene Foxred2). NCBI's taxonomy places the organism in Eukaryota, Metazoa, Chordata, Mammalia, Rodentia, Bathyergidae. The record is from RefSeq and is a predicted model, not a curated record. The transcript has 8 exons. Gene Ontology annotation, molecular function: monooxygenase activity; flavin adenine dinucleotide binding. Bases 407 to 2455 code for a protein of 682 amino acids.